AUGGACAACACAAUUCAAGUUGGUGAUGAGAUUAUCCUUAAAGUGAAUAAUGAGAUACAAAAGAGAAUAGAUGAAUUUAGUGAAGAUCUAGAGAUUGAAAAGAUUCAGAGCAAAUUUGAAGUCAAACGUGUGACUAAGAAAAGAAAAAUGGUAAAUUAUGAAAGCAACAAUGAACCAAUUGUAGAAGAAAAAAAAUUUACCAUAGAAAUUUACAACAGAGUGUUAGACACUAUUAUUGAAAGCAUGAAUAAACGGUUUUCAAAUAAUAAUGAUUUGUUGAUUGACCUAUCUUUAUAA
Macrosiphum euphorbiae (potato aphid) is the source of this 297-nucleotide messenger RNA. Lineage: Eukaryota; Metazoa; Arthropoda; Insecta; Hemiptera; Aphididae. The record is from the annotation of a GenBank genome assembly.